AUGACUGCUGUUAGUUACACUAUCGAGCCGAUCGAAGGCCGUGCUGCCAUUCAAAGAAACUUCGUGAAGCUUCCCGAACGCGCUUCAAACUAUUCAAAUCGGCAUGUCACCCUCAACGAGCGGUUUUCGAUCAUUGAACGUGGUUACUACCUCAAGCCCGCGGAGCUGCACCACCAACCGUCGAAACCACCACGAGUCAGACUCGUGCCGACAAGCACCACUCCUCUCGAGGAUAUAAUGGCUGCUUGCCAAGCAAAAACGGAAAGAAGACAAUUGGAUGCACAGCGUAAAAAGGCAAAAAGCCAACAAUCUUCCCCCUGUGUCAGUCCACCACGAUCAAUAGAUUCCGUUUCUCCCUGA
Cooperia oncophora is the source of this 360-nucleotide messenger RNA. Lineage: Eukaryota; Metazoa; Nematoda; Chromadorea; Rhabditida; Trichostrongylidae. The record is from the annotation of a GenBank genome assembly.